Messenger RNA from Symphalangus syndactylus (siamang), 4557 nucleotides. RefSeq names its product alkaline ceramidase 3 (gene ACER3). Lineage: Eukaryota; Metazoa; Chordata; Mammalia; Primates; Hylobatidae. Gene Ontology annotation, molecular function: N-acylsphingosine amidohydrolase activity. Gene Ontology annotation, biological process: ceramide metabolic process; phytosphingosine biosynthetic process. Gene Ontology annotation, cellular component: endoplasmic reticulum membrane. The record is from RefSeq and is a predicted model, not a curated record.
GAUGUGUUCAAGUACCAGAGGUCAUCUGCUCUCCGAGUAUGGUUAUUCAACUGUCAUCUUGCACCAGGAGUCGAAGGCAUCUUGCACCUAGUCUGUACCUUCUGCUCCUGCCAGGCUCCCAAGAGCACAAAGGACCAAGUCCCUGCUCCAUUCUGUCCUAUCCAACUAUCUAGGAGUUAGGGGUCAUCUGAGGACACUACUUCCACCGACUGCACCUUCUGAGGAUUUAAGAAUUCUUCUUUAGCUGCUGCUCUGUCAGGCACCGCUGGUUCCUUCUUACCAUCCUCCCUGAAGAGCAACCUCAAGUUAGUGAGCACACGUCAGGCUUCUUUUUUGGUCUUGGGACUCUGGGCUGGCAGAGGUGACAUCCCUGUCAUAUGAAGGAAGAUGCUCCUUUCUCUGAAGGUUAUUGACAGGGAAUACAGUGAGUAACCUGAUCAUGAUUAUACCUCCAAUGUUCGGUGCAGUUCAGAGUGUUAGAGACGGUCUGGAAAAACGGUACAUUGCUUCUUAUUUAGCACUCACAGAUGGAGUUUUGCUCUUGUCGCCCAGGCUAGAGUGCAAUGGCGUGAUCUUGGCUCACCGCAACCUCCGCCACCCAGGUUCAAGCGAUUCUCCUGCCUCAGCCUCCCGAGUAGCUGGGAUUACAGUGGUAGGAAUGGGAUCCUGGUGCUUCCACAUGACUCUGAAAUAUGAAAUGCAGCUAUUGGAUGAACUCCCAAUGAUAUACAGCUGUUGCAUAUUUGUGUACUGCAUGUUUGAAUGCUUCAAGAUCAAGAACUCAGUAAACUACCAUCUGCUUUUUACCUUAGUUCUAUUCAGUUUAAUAGUAACCACAGUUUACCUUAAGGUAAAAGAGCCGAUAUUCCAUCAGGUCAUGUAUGGAAUGUUGGUCUUUACAUUAGUACUUCGAUCUAUUUAUAUUGUUACAUGGGUUUAUCCAUGGCUUAGAGGACUGGGUUAUACAUCAUUGGGUAUAUUUUUAUUGGGAUUUUUAUUUUGGAAUAUAGAUAACAUAUUUUGUGAGUCACUGAGGAACUUUCGAAAGAAGGUACCACCUAUCAUAGGUAUUACCACACAAUUUCAUGCAUGGUGGCAUAUUUUAACUGGCCUUGGUUCCUAUCUUCACAUCCUUUUCAGUUUGUAUACAAGAACACUUUACCUGAGAUAUAGGCCAAAAGUGAAGUUUAUCUUUGGAAUCUGGCCAGUGAUCCUGUUUGAGCCUCUCAGGAAGCAUUGAUGAAUCAUUCCACCAAGAAAACAAACAAGCACCUACCAUAGACCUGGCAGAAUAAAUAAGGAAAUCCUUAAAGAUCUACAAGUUCAAAUAGGUCAUGACCAUCACAGCAGAGGAGUGACUUUCUGACUAAUGCUGCCACCCACACAGAGAAUAAGGAGUGGGGCCUGCUGGGUGUUUAGCUCAUGGCUUUAUCUCAUUUGUCCCCCUCCUCCUUUCACGCUCCAGUUUAUAAAGAAACAGAGAUGAUGUGUGUGUACACCUCAAAUGCAGAAACAGUUGAGCUUUUCUUAACAGGUUAACAGUUUGUGCUGGUUAUAAGAAAUUAACCUUUUUUUCUUUUUGUCAAGGGUUGCAUGUGAAUUAUACCUUUAUUAAUAUUUGAUUAAAUAAUGCAAACAGUCAGCUAAGAGCCAACAAAACCCCAUAUCCAGAUAGUUAGCUGUGAGCCAGCACUCAGCUGUGUCAGAUUUGAUUAAUAUUGUAUUAAUCUCGUGGAUGGUUCUCAAAGGUAAAAAAAAAAAAAAAGAGAGAGAGAGAGAGCUAGCUGUGGGAUUCUGUGUAGUUCAUCAUUAUCUGUUCCAGGGUUAGUCGGGGGAUCAUAAGCAAGCUCAGACCUGCCCCAGUAUUUAACCACAUCCCAGGAUUUAUGGUGUCUGUCUAUGGCCACAGCCAACCAGAAUGAGUGGGUCAUCUUAUAACCUUUCUGAAGCUCCAUGAGGACAUGUAUAGAAUGCUGUACCUUCAGCCAGCUCUGCUCUGAUCUUUGCAGAUCUUUAAGUUGUCACUGUUUCUACGACUAGACAAAUAUGACUGGUGGUCUAGACUACCCAUAGUUCAUCCUCCUCACAUAACUUAUUUGAAGUUGUCAGGGAAUGUCAUUACACUCUGAUUUUUUAAAUUAUGCACUAUUUUCCAGUUCUCAGAGAGGUCAUGAUUGUGCCCAGGGAAGUAUGUUGCGUUAACUAAAGCUAAAAUGAUCAGAAUCCUAUUUACAUAAAGCGUAUUAAAAUAUCUGCUCCUUAAUUUGCUGCAGGAAAUAGAUGUAAGUUUCUGUUACUUGAAACCUACAGAACCCACAAAAAUUAGGGUGCUAAGAAAUGACAGUGAAAUCUCAUCGUAAGGCAGCUAGUUCUAAUUUGCAUUUGAAUGUAUAACAAAUUGCGUCACUUUUCACAAACUUAACACCUGCCUGGAGUAAAAAUCUGAUUUGACCCCUCUGCUCAUGUAUCAUCAUAUUUGUAGCUCUGCAUCAUUUAGCAUUUUUAUGACUUUUUUUGCUUUAUAUAAAUUAUUGUAAAAUCCAGAUUGUUUUUACCACAUGAUGACAUGACUUAAGAUUAAAUCCUGAGCUACAGUUUCAAAAGGAAAAUCAUUUUUUCUUAUGCAAAGAUGGUAAAACACUUUUGUCAUUUUUUCCAGUAUUCAGUAAGUAGCCUUUGUACAAAUUUAAAACCAAAAACUAUUCUGUUGUUUUUCUUCACCUACUAACCUUAGUUUUUAACCAAGCAUCCAAGGAUGUCAAGUUGACAUCCUUCCCUUAGCAUGCCAACAAGCCAUUAGACUGAUUCUUCCGCCUACUUUUAUGAUCCUCCAGGAAGAAAAACACUUGCCAAAACAUUAAGAGAACUUUGGUUCUGCCUUAAGAGGGUAUAAAACUAAACCAUUUGAAGGCACAGCCUGUAAGACUAUACUUGAUUUUGCGCCAAGAUUCUGACUUCUGGCUACAUUUCACCUGCAGUUACCUGGGCUAUCAGCCAUGAUACAUUUUUUAAUUCAUUUGUUUUCCACCAUUAUAUUUUUAUACUUUUCAGUUAGAUAUACUUCUGCAUAAAGACUAUAUAUACAGUGUAGAAUAAAGGCAUAUCCUACAUGGCAAUGCUGUUAAACAUGGUAAGAUUGAGGUUCUGCAGGAUUAAAGUCAGAUUAAGGGUAGAGAGAGCAUACCUUGAUACUGAGGCCAUUUAGAGCAAUUUGUUUAAUGAGUGGUUCAGCCAUCACCACCAGUAGCCACCUGUUCAAUAAAAUUGCCCAGCACCACAGUGGAGAGUCAUCUACACCCCAAGGUGAACUGUAAGACUGCCCAAUUCUUUGAAGACCCUUGUUUCUGUUGGGAGAAUGGAAAGCAGAAAGGGAAGCCAGGCUCUUUAAUGUUCCAAGUCAGCUGUGCCUCAAACAAGGCUCUCUUUUUAGCAACUAAGUAACACACUCAAGAGUUUGUAUCUGUGCAGCAUUUUAUGGAAAUCACUGGUGACCUAUAGGAUACUACUAAAUUAUCUUUAUUUCAAUAGCUUUAUUUUUUCCUACUCGGAUUCUAGGUGGACAUUACAGGGUUGGAUUCCUCACUACCCCCUCCCGCUGUCAUUUGUUUUAUUGGAAAUUUUCAUGUUAACUAGAGUGUACAAAAAGUCUGUUUCCUGCUGAGCCAAUAAUGAUUUGUUUGCAUAUCACCUAAUGUGAAAAGUGCUCAUCUGUGAACCCUACAGCAAAUUAUAUUUUAGAAAAUACUUUGUGAGGCCGGGCAUGGUGGCAGAGCAAGACUCUGUCUCAAAAAAAAAAAAAAAAAAAAAAAAUACUUUAUAAGAAUGUAAAAGAAGCAAUUUGUUUGCACAUCUGAAUAUCCUUCUUGUGCCUCCAUUUUCACUCUGGAAAACUGAAAGCAAUUUGACUUUUAUUUUUGGUUUUCUAAAGAACAGCUAGGUGAAAGGAGAUUAAGCUGAUUGUCACUCUGCCUGCCCACUACCUACUCCCCACGGUGGUGUUUCAUGAAACAUCCCCACCACCUGAAGUGAUCUUUUUAACCCUUGUGAUAGUAAAUGCAUUGAUAAUUAACAGGAAAAACAUUUGCUUUUAAAUAAUCUACAAAUGAGAACCCAAAUAGUAGUAUUUUGUUUGACAGAAGUAAAUCAAAUACUAUGGUUUAAAUAUAAUGCAAAAUUUCAGGACAGUUAAUUUGGGCUUCCCUUACCCUAAGAAGGUUUUUCUUAUAAUAAGGAGAAGAGGUGUGGUUCAAAGAAAAUUAGGAGACAAAAACUUCAGGUACAUAAUGCAUGAAAAUCUUUAAAUGCCUGCAAAAAUUAAGUUCUGUUAAAAUACCAGCCAAUUCUAAAUUAGCCAAUGCCCUAAAAGCAUCUAACAAUUUAAGGUUAUCUUAUGAGUCUGAUGAAAACAAUUAUUUGUUGCUAAAUUUGAGUUUUAGCUACCAACUCCAUGUUUACAUGACAAGAAAUUGUUUUGACCCUGUGGUUUAUGACAUGCUGCUGGAUGAGCAUUUAUGUAAAACUGACAUUUCAAAGAGAACCAUUUAUAAUUGGAAUUUC